AUGUCUCUCAUUUGCCACUCGUGCGCUAACGAUAUUAAUGAAAGUCACGUUAUUUGCCGUGGCUUCUGCUCUGCAGUUUUCCAUCCCAGAUGUACAGGUAUUGCUGCCGUCGCAUUCGAGGAUGUGAUGAAAAAUGCACAAUUGUUUUGGUUGUGCAAAUCCUGUACAUCGUUGAUAAAGGACAUUCGAGUUAGGAAUGCUACUCGCUCUGCUCACGAAGCGGGUUUGGAAGAAGCAUUAAACACCCAUAGUGGCAUUAUGGAGAACCUCAAGGCUGAAAUAUUGAACGAACUAAAGAAUGAGAUUAGAACCAACUUCGCCACGUUGAUGAACUCGAAUUCGUUUACGCCACGAUCGAUUAGACGCACCGCUACGGAUUCCCGAUUUUCCAAACCUCGUCGACUGUUCAAUGCCGAUACCAAUCGGUCCAAUAAACCACUUUUAUUGCACGGCACGGGUAGCACGCCUUCUGCCUCCACCGAAAUUGCAGUUGUCCCUGCAGCUAGACGAAAAUUUUGCCUAUACCUUUCGCGGAUCGCUCGUAAGGUUUCUGUGGAAUAA
This is a messenger RNA of Wyeomyia smithii (pitcher-plant mosquito), 561 nucleotides long. RefSeq lists its product as uncharacterized. The coding region runs from base 1 to 561 and encodes 186 amino acids. NCBI's taxonomy places the organism in Eukaryota, Metazoa, Arthropoda, Insecta, Diptera, Culicidae. The transcript has a single exon. The record is from RefSeq and is a predicted model, not a curated record.